AUGGCCCUGGGCCUGUGGGUCUUCGGUCUGUUGGCCUCAGCCUGCUUGGUGUCAGCCAACAUCUUUGAAUACCAGGUGGACGCCCAACCUCUUCGUCCCUGCGAGGUGCAGAGGGAAAGCGCCUUUCUGAAGCGAGCAGACUACGUUCCCCAGUGCGCAGAAGAUGGCAGCUUCCAGACUGUCCAGUGCCAGCACGAUGGCCGCUCCUGCUGGUGUGUGGGUGCCGACGGCAGGGAAGUGCCUGGCAGCAGGCAGCCUGGGCGACCCACGGCCUGCCUGUCCUUCUGCCAGCUGCAGAAGCAGGAAGUCUUGCUGAGCACCUACAUCAACAGCACGACCGCUGCCUACCUCCCUCAGUGCCAGGACUCGGGGAGUUACACGCCAGUGCAGUGUGACGUGCGGCGGGAGCAGUGCUGGUGUGUGGACACCGAAGGGAUGGAGGUGUACGGGACGCGGCAGCAGGGGAGGCCGAGGCGCUGUCCAAGGAGCUGUGAAAUAAGGAACCGCCGUCUUCUCCACGGGGUAGGCGACAAGUCGCCACCCCAGUGUUCUCCAGAUGGAGAGUUUUUGCCCGUCCAGUGCAAGUUUGUCAACACCACAGACAUGAUGGUUUUCGACUUGGUCCAUAACUACAACAGGUUUCCAGAUGCAUUCAGGACGUUCAGUGCGUUCCGAAGCAGGUUCCCCGAGGUGUCUGGCUAUUGUCACUGUGCCGACAGUCAAGGGCGGGAACUGGCCGAGACAGGUUUGGAGCUAUUACUCGAUGAAAUUUACGACACCAUUUUUGCUGGCCUGGACCUUGCUUCCACCUUCACUGAAACCACCCUGUACCGGAUAUUGCAGAGACGGUUCCUAGCAGUUCAAUUAGUCGUUUCUGGAAGAUUCCGGUGCCCCACAAAAUGUGAAGUGGAGCGGUUUACAGCAACCAACUUUGGUCACCCCUACAUUCCCAGCUGCCGCCGAAAUGGAGACUACCAGGCAGUGCAGUGCCAGAGGGAAGGGCCGUGCUGGUGUGUGGAUGCCCAAGGAAAGGAGGUCCAUGGGACUCGGCGGCGAGGGGAGCCGCCGUCUUGUGCUGAAGACCAUUCCUGCACCUCAGAGAGGCGGCGGGCCCUGUCCAGACUGCACUUUGGGCCCUCAGGCUACUUCAGCCAACACAACUGGUUCUUGGCUUUGGAGGAGAGACAGGCCUCUCAGAGAGCAGCCAGAUUGGCCACGUCCUGCCCACCCUCGAUCAAGGAGCUCUUUGUGGACUCUGGGAUUCUCCGCCCAAUGGUAGAAGGGCAGGAUCAACAGUUUUCAGCCUCCGAGAGUCUCCUCAAAGAAGCCAUCCGAAUGAUUUUUCCCUCCCGAGAGCUGGCUCGUCUUGCCCUUCAGUUUACCACCAACCCAACGCGACUCCAGCAAAACCUCUUUGGAGGGAAAUUUUUGGUGAAUGUUGCCCAGUUUAACUUGUCUGGAGCCCUUGGCACAAGAGGCACAUUUAACUUCAGUCAGUUUUUCCAGCAAGUUGGUCUCCCAGGCUUCCAGAAUGGAGGGGGACUCGUAGAUCUAGCCAAGCCCCUGUCAGAGAGAUUGGAUUCGGAUCCUGCUGUGGAAACCCCUGGAGCCUCUAAGAAGGGUGGUGCUAUGAAUAAGCCAAUUGUGGGCAGCUUUGGCUUUGAAGUCAACUUACAAGAGAACCAAAAUGCCCUGAAAUCCCUUGCUUCGCUCCUGGAGCUUCCAGAAUUCCUUCUCUUCUUGCAACAUGCCAUUUCUGUGCCAGAAGAUAUAGCGAGGGAUUUAGGUGACGUGAUGGAAGUGGUGCUCAGCUCGCAGGGCUGUGAGCAGGCAGCUGGCAGCCUUUUUGUCCCAUCAUGCACGGACGAAGGAAGCUAUGAGGAUGUCCAGUGCUUUGCUGGAGAGUGCUGGUGUGUGGACUCCCGGGGCCAAGAAAUUUCUGGCUCAAGGGUUAGAGGUGGACGACCAAGGUGCCCCACAGAGUGUGAAAAGCAAAGGGCUCAGAUGCAGAGCCUCUCGGCCAGCCAGCCAGCAGGGUCCAGUCUGUUUGUCCCUUCUUGUACCAGCGAGGGGCAUUUCCUGCCUGUCCAGUGCUUCAACUCCGAAUGCUACUGUAUUGACUCUGAGGGGCAGGCUAUCCCUGGGACUCGAAGUGUACCUGGAGAACCCAAGCAGUGCCCCACGCCCUGUCAGUUACAGGCUGAGCAAGCCUUCCUCGGGGCAGUACGGUCCCUGGCCUCCAAUUCCAGCAUGCCGCCCACUCUCUCCAGUGUCUACAUCCCACAGUGCAGUGCCAGCGGGCAGUGGAGUCGCAUGCAAUGCGACGGGCCCCCUGAGCAGGCCUUCGAAUUGUAUGAACGAUGGAGGGCUCAGAACGACGGUGGCCAGGAGCUGACCCUUGAUGAGCUGCUAAUGAAGAUCAUGAGUUAUAGAGAAGCAGCUUCCGGAAGCUUCCGUCUCUUUAUUCAAAGUCUGUAUGAGGCUGGCCAACAAGGCAUCUUCCCUGGGUUGGCAAGCUAUUCUUCUCUCCAAGAGGUCCCACAGGCAGUGUUGGAAGGGAACCGGACCCAGCCUGGAGAGAGCACCCUCCUGGAGCCCUACCUCUUUUGGCAGAUCCUAAGUGGCCAGCUCGGCCGAUACCCAGGGCCCUACUCAGACUUCAGCGCUCCUUUGGCGCACUUUGACCUUCGGACCUGCUGGUGUGUGGAUGGAGCUGGUCAAGAACUGGAAGGCACCCGGACUGAGCCAAGCAAGCUCCCAGCAUGCCCAGGCUCCUGUGAGGAGGUGAAGCUCCGUGUGCUGCAGUUCAUUCAGGAAACAGAAGAGAUUGUCUUGGCUUCCAACAGUUCUUGGUUCCCUCUGGGAGAGAGUUUCCUAGCGGCCAAGGGCGUCCGGCUGACCAACGAGGAGCUCGCCCUUCCUCCAAGCUCCCGGUCCCGGGAGACUUUCUCAGAGAAGUUUCUGAGCGGGAGCGAUUACGCCAUUCGUUUGGCAGCUCAGUCUACCUUUGACUUCUAUCAGAGCCGCCCCCGGGGAGAUUCUUCACCGGCAUCUGCCCUGCUGCGGUCAGGCCCCUACGUGCCCCAGUGUGACGCAUUUGGAAGCUGGGAGCCCGUGCAGUGCCAUGCCAGGACUGGGCACUGCUGGUGCGUGGACAGGAUGGGCGACUACGUCCCGGCUUCACUGACGGCCCGCUCCCCCCAGGGCCCCCGGUGCCCCACCACCUGUGAGAAGUCUCGAGCCAGUGGGCUGCUUUCCAGUUGGAAACAAGCUGGGGCCCAAGGAAACCCAUCUCCAAAAGACCUGUUCAUCCCAACCUGCCUAGAGACAGGAGAGUUUGCCAGGCUUCAGGUGUCGGAGGCUGGCAUCUGGUGUGUGGACCCGGCCUCAGGAGAGGGCACCCCGCCUGGCACGAAUGGCAGUGCCCAAUGCCCCGGCCUCUGUGAAGCACUCCGGAGUGGCGCCCUGUCCAGGACAGCCAGCCCAGGCUACACGCCAGCCUGCAGGGCAGAGGACGGAGGCUUUUCCCCAGUGCAAUGCGACCCGGCCCAGGGCAACUGCUGGUGUGUCCUCGGCAGCGGAGAGGAGGUGCCAGGGUCCCGCGUGGCCGGGAGCCCACCAGCCUGUGAGAGCCCACAGUGCCCACUGCCGUUCGAUGUGUCACAUGUGGCUGGUGGAGUGGUCCUGUGUGAGCGAGCCGCGGGCCCAGGAGGGGCUGUCCAGCAGUGCCAGCUGCUGUGCCUCCAAGGCUACCAGAGUGCGUUCCCACCAGGGCCGCUGGUGUGCAGCCUCGAGAACAGACGCUGGGUGUCACAGCCGCCUCCGCUCCGGGCCUGCCAACGACUCCAGCUGUGGCAGACCCUCCAGACCCAAGCCCAGUUCCAGCUCCAACUCCCGCCGGGUAAGAUGUGCAGUGCUGACUACGCAGGUUUGCUGCGGGCUUUCCAGGUCUUCAUAUCAGACGAGCUCACGGCCCGUGGCUUCUGCCACAUCCAGGUGACGACUUUCAGGACCUCCAUUUCCAUUCCCGUCUGCGACGACUCCACGGUGCAGGUGGAAUGUCUGACCCCCGAGCGUUUGGGCGUGAAUGUCACGUGGAAACUGCAGCUUGAGGAGGUCCCCCCGGCCUCUCUUCCUGAUUUGCAUGAUGUUGAGGAGGCCCUCGUGGGCAAGGAUCUUGUUGGGCGCUUCGCAGAUCUGAUCCAAAGUGGAGCGUUCCAGCUUCAUCUGGAUUCCAACACAUUCCCAGCAGACACCUCCAUCCACUUCCUCCAAGGAGAUGGCUUUGGCACCUCUCCCAGGACACGAUUUGGGUGCUUGGAAGGAUUCCACCCGGUGUCAGCCACCAGCAAUGCAAAUCAGGACCCUCUGGGGUGCGUUAAGUGUCCCGAAGGAAGCUAUUUUCAGAAUGAGCAAUGUAUUCCUUGUCCUGUUGGAUUCUACCAAGAACGAGCAGGGAGCUUGAGCUGUGUCCCAUGUCCCGUGGGCAGAACGACCAUCUCGGCUGGAGCUUUCAGCCAGACUCACUGUGUCACUGACUGUCAGAGGAAUGAGGUGGGCCUGCAGUGUGACCAGGAUGGCCGGUUCCGAGCCAGCCAGAGCAACAGGGACAGUGGGAAGGCCUUCUGUGUGGAUGGCGAGGGGCAGAGGCUGCCGUGGUCGGAGACGGAGGCCCCACUCGUGGACGCCCAGUGUCUGAUGAUGCAGAAAUUUGAGAAGGCUCCAGAAUCUACGGUGGUCUUCAGUGCCGACGUGGCUGUGGGCGUCCGGUCCAGAGUCCCUGGUUCUGAACCCCGACUGAUGCAGUGCUUGGCAGACUGUGCGUUGGAUCAGGCCUGUAGCUUCCUGACGGUGUCCACGGCAGGGUCGGAAGUCUCGUGUGAUUUCUAUGCUUGGGCAAGUGACAACAUCGCCUGCACACCUUCUGGUCAGGAUCAGGACACGUUGGGGAACUCGAAGGCUGCCAGCUUUGUGAGUCUUCAGUGCCAAGUGAAAGUGAGGGCCAGGGAUCAAGACCCUCUGGCUGUUUAUUUGAAAAAGGGCCAAGAAUUCGCCACAACAAGUCAGAAAAUGUUUGAACCAACUGGUUUCCAAAACACACUCUCUGGAAUGUACAGCCCCGUCGUGUUCUCAGCCGUAGGAGCUGAUCUGAGGGAGGUUUACCUCUUCUGCUUCCUUGCAUGUGACCGCGACUCGUGCUGCGAUGGCUUCAUCCUGGCGCAAGUGCAAGGAGGUCCCAUCAUCUGUGGGUUGCUGAGCUCCCCCGACGUCCUGCUUUGCAAUGUCGAAGACUGGAGGGACCCGUCCGAAGCCCAAGCGAAUGCUACAUGUCCUGGUGUGACCUACGACAAGGGGAGUGGCCAGGUGACAUGGCGUCUGGGAGGCCAGGAGUUCAAGAGUCUGACACCCCUGGAAGGAACUCCGGACACCUUUACCAGUUUCCAGCAAGUUUAUCUCUGGAAAGAUUCUGACAUGGGAUCUCGGUCUGAGUCUAUGGGAUGUAGAAGAGAGGUGGAGCCAAAGCCAGUAUCUCCAGCAGAAACAGACUUGACGACAGAGUUUUUCUCCCCUGUGGACCUUACCCAGGUCAUUGUCAGUGAGAACCGAUCCCUGCCCAGCCAGCAGCACUGGCUUUUCAAACACCUAUUUUCACCUCCGCAGGCAAACCUGUGGUGCCUUUCUCGCUGUAUCCAGGAGCCCUCUUUCUGCCAGCUGGCGGAGAUAAGAGACAGCACCCCCUUGUACUUCACCUGCAUCCUCUACCCAGAGGCCCAGCUGUGUGAUGACGUCCUGGAGUCCAGUCCCAGGGGCUGCAGACUGACCCUGCCCCACAGGCCAACAGCCCUGUUCCGGAAGAAAGUUGUACUGAAAGAAAAAGUGGAGAACUUUUACACUCGCCUGCCAUUCCAAAAGCUGACGGGGAUUUCCAUUAGAAGCAAAAUGCCCAUGUCUGACAAGUCUAUUUCCAGUGGCUUCUUCGAGUGUGAACGACAGUGCGAUGUGGACCCGUGCUGCGUCGGCUUUGGCUUUCUGAACGUUUCCCAGUUAAAAGGAGGGGAGGUGACAUGCCUAAUUCUGAACAGUCUGGGGCUUCAGACAUGCAGUGAGGAAAAUGGAGGAGCCUGGAACAUUUCGGACUGUGGCUCUGCCGACACUGAGGUCAGCACCUACCCCUUCGGAUGGUACCAGAAAUCUGUUGCUGGAAAUGAUGCUCCCAGUUUUUGCCCUUCAGUGGUUCUGCCUUCCCUCACAGAGAAAGUCACUCUGGACUCGUGGCAAUCCCUGGACCUCUCUUCAGUAAUUGUUGACCCGUCCAUCAGGACCUUCGCUGUGGCCCACGUCAGCACUGCUGCCACCAGCGACUUCUCGGCUGCCCAAGACCUCUGUCUGUCGGAGUGUUCCCGUCACCAGGCCUGCCUUGUCACUGCUCUACAGACCCGACCUGGGACUGUGAGAUGUGUGUUCUAUCCUGACACCCAGAUCUGCACGCAUAGCCUGCAGGCCCAGAACUGCCAACUUCUGCUCCGUGAAGAGGCCUCCCGUAUCUACCGGAAGCUGAAUAAUCCUCUGCUCAGUUUUGGGACAUCUGCACCUUCUGUGACCAUCCCCACCCACGGCCAGCUGCUGGGUAGGUCCCAGGCCAUCCAGGUGGGCACUUCAUGGAAGCAAGUGGACCAGUUCCUGGGAGUGCCGUAUGCUGCCCCGCCCCUGGCAGAGAGCCGCUUCUGGGCACCGGGGCGCUUGAACUGGACAGGGUCCUGGGAUGCCACCAAGCCACGGGCCAGCUGCUGGCAGCCAGGCAUCAGCCUGCCCACCUCUCCUGGCGUUAGCGAGGAUUGCUUGUAUCUCAACGUGUUUGUUCCUCAGAGUGUGGCCCCCAACGCAUCUGUGCUGGUGUUCUUCCACAACAGCAGGGAGGCCAGGGGGCGCGAAGAGCACCUGGCCUUGGACGGCUCCUUCCUGGCUGCUCUCGGCGACCUCAUCGUGGUAACCGCUGGCUACCGAGUGGGCGUCUUUGGCUUCCUGAGUUCUGGGACCAGCGAGGUGAGUGGCAACUGGGGGCUGCUGGACCAGGUGGCGGCUCUGACCUGGGUACAGACCUACAUCGGAGUGUUUGGUGGGGACCCUCGGCGAGUGGUCCUGGCAGCUGACCGCGGCGGAGCGGACGUGGCCGGCAUCCACCUUCUGACCAGCAGGGCUGCCGACUCCAGACUCUUCCGGAGAGCCGUGCUGAUGGGUGGCUCUGUGUUGGCCCCCGCUGCUGUCAUCAGCCAGGACAGAGCUCAGCAGCAGGCAGCUGCUUUGGCAGAGGAGGUCGGCUGCCCCACCUCGUCCAUCCAAGACAUGGUAUCCUGCCUCCGCCAGAAGCCAGCCAACAUCCUCAAUGAUGCCCAGACCAAGCUCCUGGCUGUGAGUGGCCCUUUCCACUACUGGGGUCCUGUGGUCGAUGGCCGGUACCUCCGGGAGGCUCCAGCCAGAGCGCUGCAGAGGUCCCCGCGGGCGCGGGUCGAUCUGCUUCUCGGCAGUUCUCAGGAUGACGGGCUCAUCAGCAGAGCGAAGGCUGUGAAGCAAUUUGAGGAAAGUCAAGGCCGGACCAGCAGCAAAACAGCCUUUUACCAAGCGCUGCAGAACUCCCUGGGCGGUGAGGACGCAGACACUGACGUCCAGGCUGCCGCCACGUGGUAUUACUCUCUGGAGCACUCGGCAGACGACUACGCCUCCUUCUCCCGGGCCCUGGAGAACGCCACCCGGGACUACUUUAUCACCUGCCCCGUGAUCGACAUGGCCCGACACUGGGCGAGGAGGGCCCAAGGAAACGUCUUCAUGUACCACGCGCCCGAAAGCUAUGGCCACGGCAGCCUGGAGCUGCUGACUGAUGUUCAAUAUUUCUUUGGACUUCCCUUCCAUCCUGCCUACGAGGGGCAGUUUACUCUGGAAGAGAAAAGCGUGUCACUGAAAGUCAUGCAGUACUUUUCCAACUUCAUCCGAUCGGGAAACCCCAACUACCCUCAUGAGUUCUCGAGGAAAGUGCCAGAAUUUGCAGUGCCCUGGCCUGACUUUGUGCCCGGUACCAAUGGAGAGAACUACAAGGAGUUCAGCCUCCUGCUCCCCAAUCGACAGGGCCUGAAAAAGGCUGACUGCUCCUUCUGGUCCAAGUACAUCCGGUCUCUGAAGGCGUCAGCAGAUGAAAUCAAGGAUAAGCCGCCCGCACAGAGCGAAGAGGAGGACGGGCCGGCCGGCUCCGGCCUGAGAGAAGACCUCCCAGAUCCAGGCCCCAAGAGCUACAGCAAGUGACCAACCCGAGACCCACCCCCGCCAGCCACACCCCAGGCUGCCACCCUGGGCACCUUAUUCUCUAA
This is a messenger RNA of Rhinolophus ferrumequinum (greater horseshoe bat), 8360 nucleotides long. RefSeq names its product thyroglobulin (gene TG). Gene Ontology annotation, biological process: thyroid hormone generation. The transcript is spliced from 48 exons. The record is from RefSeq and is a predicted model, not a curated record. Bases 1 to 8295 code for a protein of 2764 amino acids. NCBI's taxonomy places the organism in Eukaryota, Metazoa, Chordata, Mammalia, Chiroptera, Rhinolophidae.